Lactuca sativa (garden lettuce) is the source of this 1981-nucleotide messenger RNA. RefSeq names its product UPF0481 protein At3g47200. Lineage: Eukaryota; Viridiplantae; Streptophyta; Magnoliopsida; Asterales; Asteraceae. The record is from RefSeq and is a predicted model, not a curated record.
CUUAUUCUCUUAAGGCUACACUUUUGGCUAUUAUAUAAUAAGCAUCUUAAGCCUUUUUUUUUAUAUGUCUACCCCAUUUCAAGCAAGCAAAUCAAGUCAUGUCUUCAAUAGAAAAACAAAGAUAAUUACAACUUCAUGCUUGUAGAAGGUUUUGGUGGAGUCGAGUAUUGCCUUGUUGACAUGGGAUUAAAUGUUCAUCGACUGUCGGUGUCGUUGCAACUGUUCAAUUUAUGUGAUGAGUUUUUCAUAUGCACGUGAUUUAUGAAAGACCUUUUCAAACUCCAUGGAGACGGAAAUGUCUGAAAGUGAAGAUGUCAGAAUUGAAAUACAGGACAAUCAACCGGCGACCAACAACGUUAACCACAAUGUUGUCAGGGAGUGGGUAGUCUGCAUUCAAGGCAAUGAGACCACCCAACGUUUCGAACGCAAACGACAAAUGGAGAAAGUACCUCCAUUGCUCUUAAAAGGAGAAAAAGGUGGAAGAAACCGCCGAUACUACGAACCAUCAGUGGUUUCACUUGGUCCUUACCACCAUAAACGAGAGGACCUCAUCGCAGCUGAGAAAUACAAGCUCAUAACCCUCGAGGAGUAUCGUUUGAGAUGCAAAAAAACCAUGGAUUCCUUAUACAACAAGGUGUUCGAAGUUGUAUAUGAUGCUAGAAAGUGCUAUAUCGAUGGUUCUACAGAUGAAUACAACGAUGAGAAGUUUAAUCGAAUGAUGUUGCGUGAUGGUUGUUUCGUUUUGUUCUUUAUAGAGUGCAUUGCUAGCCAAGACAAUAUGUUGAUGCUAAAUAAUGAGUAUUUAGGCGCAUUGGGCUUCGCGCAUGUAGCUCGAGACAUUUUCUUGCUCGAGAACCAAAUCCCGUUUGUAGUACUGAAAGUUCUGUUGGAUCUGAGAUUCUUGGAUGGAGGUGAAGAGAUCUUAAAGAAGUUCUUUAACUACUUAAACUAUGGAGAAAUGUCCACGAAGGAAGAAAAUGUGCUUAACAAUAAGCAACCACUUCAUCUUCUUGAGCUUUAUAGGUCCUAUUUCAUAUCGCUUCCGUGCUCUCUUGGUCUUGCUUCGAUUAAUGCACGCACAAGGCAAACAUGUUGGAAAAAGGUUGACAAUGCUGAUGAAGAUUGGAAUUAUGUAAAGCGAAACCGAUCAUUUGCAUCAGUCACAGAAUUGAAAGCUAAAGGGAUAUUUGUGAAAUGUACUUACGACGAGUCUUCUAAUGAAGACAUCAAGUUUCAUUCACGUUGUUGUUAUGGUGAGCUUGAGCUUGUGCGCAGAGCAGUGUCCUCGAAUUCAAAAGCUAUUUACUUGAACAUGAUCGCUUACGAGAUGUGCCCUCAUAAUCCUAAUGACUUUCGAGUUUCGACUUACAUUAGAGUAAUGAAAUCUCUGGUUAUUCAUCAUGAUGACGUGAAGGAGUUACGAAACAACAACAUAUUACUUCAUAGUCUUGGUAGAGAUGAAGAAGUAGUGAAGAUGUACGAUGAGAUUGAGGCACCGGCGGUUAAUCUCUAUAUGUUUAAUCAGCUACGGCAAGGCAUUGAGAAGCAUUGUAAUAACAGGUAUAAGACAUGGGCGGCAGAGCUGAUUAACGUCUACUUUAGCAGUCCAUGGAAGACAGUGGCUUUGUUGGUGGCUACUGCUAUUCUUUUCACUAGUUUUUUGCAGACUUACUUCGCCAUCAGGCCACUUCCGGAUGACUCCAGUGGGGAUAUUGCCAAGCUUUUGAGACGAUGCAUACACUUUAAGCCUCAUUCUCCACCUGCUUGAUCUUGAUCUGAAUGAGGUGUUCAUUUUACUUCGUUGGCCACCACACCAUGUCGGAGAUUUGGAGUUAAUCAAAACUACAUUUUGAAAUCGAAAACCCACAAAGACAUUUCAACCAAUUUCCAAAAGAAAUGAAUGGAUGUUUAAUGUUACGAGUUUUUGUUUAAAUUAAGUUAUUAUGAGAAUUGUAAACUUUAAUUACAAUUUCUUUUGAUA